CAUUUGAAUCUUUAUUUAUAGCUGGAAGAAAAAAAAAUCCAAAGUCAAAAUUCAAAAGUUUGCCAGUGGAAGUUACAGAAACACAUGCAGAAAAAAAAACACAUCAAACAGAAAUCUCAAAUUUUCUGUGUAAACUACAAGAUAAUAGCAACUUACCAGAAGUUUCUGUACCUGGACCAGAUGAUGCGGCUUUGCCUUGUUCCACUCGUUUGUGCUAUAAAAAAGAAGAGAAAGAAAAAUGUGUAAGAUCUGAUGGAGAGAUAUCUGUAAAUGAUAUAAAGAAGGAGAAGGGAAAAGUCUUGACUGAAAAUGUGACAAAGAAAAAAACUAAGAAACAAAUGCCUCAGCUGCGUAAUACUCAAUUGACGGAUUACUUUCCUGUCAGACGAAGUGAUAGAAAAACACAGUUAAAUGUAAUGAAAGAAAAGCGGAAAAUAGUUGAAGAUGCUAUCCUUAAUGGUGUGGAAGAAGGAUUUGAGAUUAAAGAAUUCCCUGGUAAAGGAAGAGGGGUGAUAACUUUAAAAUCAAUUAAACGGGGAGACUUUGUGCUUGAAUAUUUUGGUGAACUCAUUGAUUAUGAGGAAGCAAAGAAACGAGAGCCCAUUUAUGCUGCUCAAAACUCUGGCUGUUAUAUGUAUUAUUUUAAAAACAAAAGUAAAACAUAUUGUGUGGAUUCAACUAAAGAAUCUUCAAGAGUGGGAAGACUUGUGAAUCAUAGUAAAAAAAAUGGAAAUCUUAAAACACAGGUUUUUUUAAUUGAAGACAAUCCACAUCUUGUAUUUUUUGCUCUGAGAGACAUUGAACCAGGUGAAGAAUUGAGCUAUGAUUAUGGAGAUCGAAGUCGGGCCAGCCAAGAAGCACAUCCUUGGUUAGCACUAUAGAAUCUGCAUGAGUUAUUUUGUGACCAAAGAUUAUUCUUCAGUUCUGUAUUAGUUUUAUUGUAAAUAAUUCUGUGAAUCAUUUAUUUCUUUUCUUAGCCAUUUCAACACAUGCUUAGAAGUGCCACACCAUCAUUUUAAAUAAAAAAAUAUUGCUUUUA
Stegodyphus dumicola is the source of this 1039-nucleotide messenger RNA. RefSeq names its product SET domain containing 8 (gene Set8). NCBI's taxonomy places the organism in Eukaryota, Metazoa, Arthropoda, Arachnida, Araneae, Eresidae. The record is from RefSeq and is a predicted model, not a curated record. Gene Ontology annotation, biological process: regulation of DNA damage response, signal transduction by p53 class mediator; regulation of transcription by RNA polymerase II. Gene Ontology annotation, molecular function: transcription regulator activity; histone H4K20 methyltransferase activity; protein binding. Gene Ontology annotation, cellular component: polytene chromosome; nucleus.